AUGACGGAUAUUCGCUUCAAGCUUAACACCGGUGCUACCAUCCCCGCCUUGGGUUUGGGAACCUGGCAGAGUCCAGAAGGCCAAGUCCGCGACGCCGUUGCACAUGCCAUCAAGUCGGGCUACCGGCACAUCGACUGUGCCUAUGUCUAUGGAAACGAGAAAGAAGUUGGGGAGGGCAUCAAGAAAGGCCUGGAGGAGACGGGCAUUUCCCGAAGCGAGCUCUUCAUCACCACCAAACUGUGGUGCACCUACCAUACCCGCGUCGAACAGGCCCUCGACACAAGCUUAAACCUCCUGGGCCUCGACUACGUCGACCUGUAUCUUAUGCACUGGCCAGUGGCUAUGAACCCGAACGGCAACCAUGAAAAGUUCCCCAAGCUGCCUGACGGUUCCAGAGAUUUGUUACGCGACAGAUCUCACAUUGACACCUACAAGGACAUGCAGAAGCUGCUGGCCACAGGCAAGACAAAGGCCAUUGGCGUGUGCAAUUACUCCAAGAAGUUCCUCGAGGAGUUGUUGCCCCAUGUCGACGUGGUCCCUGCCGUGAACCAAAUCGAGAACCAUCCACUGCUUCCCCAGCAGGAGAUUGUCGACUUGUGCCAUGAGAAGGGUAUCCACGUUACCGCAUACAGUCCGCUCGGCAGCACAGGGUCUCCUCUGAUGCAAGAUCCUCAUGUUGUCAAGCUGGCCGAACAGAAAGGAGUCAGUCCCGGAAGCAUCCUGCUGAGCUACCACAUCGCAAGAGGGAACUCGGUGCUCGCAAAAUCUGUCACUCCUUCUCGCAUUGAUGAGAACAAGGAAAUUGUGUCUCUAGACGACAAAGACUUGGCUUCCCUCGCCGAGAUCUCCCAGAAGGGCGUUAAGCGGUUUGUCUAUCCGGAAUUCGGAUUCGACUUUGGUUUCCCGGACAAAUCUUGA
This is a messenger RNA of Exophiala dermatitidis NIH/UT8656, 918 nucleotides long. Its product is annotated as glycerol dehydrogenase. The record is from RefSeq and is a predicted model, not a curated record. Gene Ontology annotation, molecular function: aldose reductase (NADPH) activity. Bases 1 to 918 code for a protein of 305 amino acids. Lineage: Eukaryota; Fungi; Ascomycota; Eurotiomycetes; Chaetothyriales; Herpotrichiellaceae. The transcript is spliced from 2 exons. Gene Ontology annotation, cellular component: cytosol.